GGUGUGGCUUAAAGACAAUCUAGUGUAGCCGCUGAUACAUCUAUAUAUAUAGUACCCAAUACGCACAUAGGCACGCUAGCUUCUAGUUCCUUGAUUAUACUAUACUUCUCUGUAAGUACUAGUUUGUUCUUGAUGGCUUCUUCACUUGUGAGAAUCAUCAUCACUGCUUACAAAUACCUACUUAGAUUUGCAUUUUUAUUUCUCAUCCCUCUUGUUAUGGAAUUUAUGAGUACUGAAAAUGUAGUAAUGGGUUCUUUAUCUCUAGCCCUCAGACUCAGAGAUGACGUCACUUUGAGGAUCACAAGGGUGAACAAGGCACUUGAUGGAUUGGUGCCAUUGAAGCUCCAUGGAAAACUGGUAAAAACCACAUUUUCACUCCUCCGCACAUGGAAAAACAUGCUUGUCAAUGCCCUAAUUUUCCUUAUCAAACAUGUUUACAAGUUCGUUUUGGCUCAAAUUGACUCACCCUGUUCAGAUCCUCUCAAACCCACCAAGAAUUUCACUUCUACAGAUAUGCAGAGCAAUGGAUUAAGCGAGUUUAGUCUCGAAGAGUACAUGAAUUCGAAGCUGAAAAGAGUAAAUACAGGACUUGAUGAACCAGUCCCAUUAGAAACCCCCAAAAAGAAGGGCAAGGCGAUGAGGUACUCGCUUCUUGGAGGAGCGAAGCGUUUGAGGACUAUUAUCUGUAUUGCUUCGUGUGAAUUAGUAGGUGGAGAUGAGGCAUUGGCAAUGCCAAUCGCAUGUACGAUGGAGUUUAUUAACAUUUGCUCGUCAGGUGGCGAAGAAGUCGCGAAUCUCGCUAGCACCGCGCUCUUCUAUCUUCCGUUUGAGCACAUAGAUGUUCCGCUGAACCGGGUGGUUCGAGCCAUUGUGGAGCUGUGUUCAGCGAUCUGGUCCGACUGCCUCAUGGCAGGGCAAUUUGGGGAUCUUGAUUGUGAAGGGAAGGAAAUUAAUUUGGAGAAAUUAGAGCAUAUUCAUUUGAACAAAACCGCGAGGCUUUUAGAGGCCUCGGUCGUUUGCGGAGCGAUAAUUGGAGGGGGGAGUGAGUCCGAUGUGGAAAGACUCAGGAAGUACGGGAGUCGUAUUGGGUUGUUGUUUCAAAUGGUGGACGAUAUCUUGGAAGUGACAAAGUCGACGAAAGAGUUGGGGAAGACCGUCGGGAAGGAUUUGACGAGCAAUAAGACUACUUUCCCGAAACUGAUGGGGAUUGAGAAAGCAAGGAACUUUGCGCAAAAGUUGGUUGAUCAAGCAGUAGAAGAGCUUGCACAUUUUGAUGCCGCAAGGGCUGUUCCUUUGUACCAUUUAGCACAUUUCAUUGCCGACCGUCAAAAUUAGUGGUGGUGUUUGUCGUAGUAUUGGUCAAACCGGCCCUACUAUGGUUAAAGGUAGAAGGGAAAUAAUAUGUAGACAUUAUUAUGCUCAUUCUCAUUUAUUGCAUAUUGUUUUUUCUUUUUUAAUGGUGUUGCUCCCAUAUGAAUUAAUGAGAUAGUUUUAAAUUUAA
Tripterygium wilfordii is the source of this 1501-nucleotide messenger RNA. RefSeq names its product geranylgeranyl pyrophosphate synthase, chloroplastic-like. Gene Ontology annotation, biological process: isoprenoid biosynthetic process. Gene Ontology annotation, molecular function: prenyltransferase activity. The transcript has a single exon. The coding region runs from base 133 to 1335 and encodes 400 amino acids. NCBI's taxonomy places the organism in Eukaryota, Viridiplantae, Streptophyta, Magnoliopsida, Celastrales, Celastraceae. The record is from RefSeq and is a predicted model, not a curated record.